AUGCAGAACUACGGUGCACUCCUUACCCUAUUCAAUCGGUACCACGACUUUGCACUCUCAACUCACAUUAAUCCGGAUGGAGACGCAAUCGGUUCCGAGUUAGCUCUCUACCUCUUUCUCACGAGGCUCGGAAAAUCCGUUAAAAUAUUUAAUACAGAUGCUGUACCGGGCAACUAUAAAUUUCUGCCUUGCUGGAAGAUCAUUGACGGUGUACAUGCUCUCAGUACAUAUCGUCCGGAGGUGCUAAUUGUAUUAGACGCAAGCACACUCGAACGAAUUGGAAAAACGCUUUCCAAAACCUUGAUACCGACACACAAACUCGUUAACAUUGACCAUCACGCCACCGCGGAGGCGUUCGGGGACAUCAACCUCAUUAUGCCUUCAGCUUCUUCUACCUCAGAGAUUGUUUAUAAACUCAUUAAGUAUCACCAGAGACCCAUAGAUAAAUCGUGUGCGCUCUGUCUUUAUACAGGACUUAUGUUUGAUACCGGUUGUUUUCGAUACAGCAAUACGACUGCUGAAACACAUCGGAUCGCUGCAGAAUUAAUUGAGGUAGGGGAAUUUGCACCAGAUGAAGUCUACCGGAACGUUUAUGAGCAACUUCCUGUCGCUAAAAUUCGCCUCUCAAGUGAAGUUCUCCGCACCUUGCAGGUGACCGAUGAUGGAAAGAUCGCGUCAGUGUAUGCUACACAAGGGAUGUUUCGGAAAACAGGAACGACUCCUGACGCGGUAGAAGGCAUCGUGAAUCAGAUUCAAGCAAUAGCGGGGGUUGAAGUGGCACUCUGUGUAUCUGAGAUGACCGAUCGAAGCGCAAAAGUGAGCCUGCGGAGCCAGGGACACGUUGAUGUCAGUCAACUUGCUGCUGAAUUUGAGGGGGGCGGACACGCCCGGGCCUCAGGUUGCAGGGUUGUCAUGCCUUACCUUUCUGCUAUUAAUACGCUUGUUCAAACUGCACAACGCUACAUUGAUCAGGGCUCUUAG
Messenger RNA from Geodia barretti, 981 nucleotides. The record is from the annotation of a GenBank genome assembly. Lineage: Eukaryota; Metazoa; Porifera; Demospongiae; Tetractinellida; Geodiidae.